Messenger RNA from Astrephomene gubernaculifera, 2701 nucleotides. The record is from the annotation of a GenBank genome assembly. Lineage: Eukaryota; Viridiplantae; Chlorophyta; Chlorophyceae; Chlamydomonadales; Astrephomenaceae.
AUCCCCGUUACACGAAGUUUUUGAUGUUCUUCCAAGUGUCUUUCAAUCGUUGACAGUGGAAUGUUUUUAUGAGAAGGCCGGUCGAAGGCCGCAUCUUUAGUGUCGGCACCUACCCUUAUUUAUUACCGCUAUCAUUUUUCUUGUUAGACCUGUAGAACCCUUUUUGUAAUAUCAGCAGCACUCCUGGAACAGAUACGCGUACUUGAAAUGUCGCUCCCGCUUUACUGCCUCGCGGUGCUGCUCGCCGUGUUCGACGUAUCAGAUGCGUUAGCGACACAACAACUGCGCUCGUCGGCAGUAGGCUGCGGGACACCAACCUUGCUAUGGUCCGAUGAGUUCAAUGGAGCAACCCUUGACACAUCUUCUUGGAACUACUGGGUUGGCACAGCCUACAAUAACGAACUUGAGUACUACACGAACCGCACCGAUAACGUACGGUUGGAGGGCGGCAACCUGGUCAUUGAAGCCCGCAGGGAGUCGUACAGCGGCAUGGCUUACACCUCUGGCCGCAUUGACACGCGUCUGAAGCGCGACUUUUACCCCGGUAUGAGCUUUGGCGGCAAGGUCUACAAUCGGAUCCGCUUUGAAGCCAAGAUUAGGCUGCCCAAGGGUCAGGGCAUGUGGCCAGCGUUUUGGCUGCUACCCAGCAACAAGGCUUGCGAUGCAUGCGGGCCGUACGGAGCUUGGCCGUACUCUGGGGAGAUUGAUAUCUUGGAGACCAUCAACGACAUGUCUACCCUGUACAGCACCAUCCACUACGGCUACCUCACGUACGGCACAUGGGGAUGGCAUCCCAGCAAUCAAGGCGUCUUUAAACCCGCCACAUUCAACUUGGGCCUGGAGUGGCACACCUACGCGGCUGAGUGGAGCGCGGGUCAGAUGUGGUUCGAGGUGGACGGCGUCACCUUCUACACCACCCACAGCCACGCCCUGGCUGACAACGGCUGGUGGACCUCCAGCCAGACCGCCAACCCCACGGGCCCCAACUCGCCCUUCGACGCGCCCUUCUACGUCAUCCUCAACCUGGCAGUGGGCGGCGACUGGCCGGGGCCGCCGGACGCCUCCACCGCCUUCCCCGCGCAGCUGCUGGUGGACUGGGUGCGGGUGUCGGGCUACGUGUGAGCGAGCGGGCCUAGCGGAGGACAGGUGUGUGAUCACGGUUGCAAGAUGGGGGCAGGAGUGUUGGCGGCUGCUGUCCAUAGUGCAUGUACGGAAAUGGGCCAUAUAGUCAAUGGGUCAUCUAUCUAUCUGGUACAUUCACCCGCACUCCACGGCUCCAGCAACGCUGCGAAGAAAGCAGAUGGUAGUAGUUCAGGGAAACGGUGACCUGGAUAUGGUUGGCCUCUUUCACACUGUAUCCGCACUUGUUGUCGAAGAUUGUGUGGUGUUUGUACCAUAGUUAGUCCGCCGUUUGACAUGAAUAUGUAUGAUACCUGUUGCCUCUUUGUGCUUGAGAAGGGGCGUACAUGUGCGCUUGCAUGAAACGUGGCGGAAGAAGCAAGGCAUUGUGUGAGUAUCGGGCUGCCUUGCGUUGCUUUCUGCCAUGCAUGGCGUUGACCACAGUAGUAGAAGAAUGGUUUGGGUCCUGAGCCCGCCUGUUAGCAUGGUGUCAUAACUUGAAGCUACCGGUAUCGAUCUCGUCGGAUACCGGUAACUGUUGGCGUUAUCGGUUUCCCGGAUAUUACGGUACUUGAGUGUACGACCGAUUAAGAUCGCAAUCAGGCGUGCGUUUAUAUCUUUAUCCGAACAUGCCUACCACUCUUUGUGAACUCCCCUGGCGACCGACGCUUCGCGUAUUGCUGCCUUGCGUUUCGUGACUUGGAUUUUAGCAACCCUAUUUAAGACGGUGGUGUCGAUCAUUGUACCGGUAUUACUACUGUUACAUGACGGUUCUCCUUGGCAGAGGCAGUGGGCCCUUUUCCUUUCCCCCCGAGGCCACGGCGUCUUUUGUGCCCAUGCAGGAUGCCUACCUCGACCCGCAGUGAGUCACAAGUUUAGCCCCUUCUGAUUCGUAUGGUUUCCUGUUGAAGGCCAUUCGCACGGCGAAAGACCACCAGCCAUCGCAGUGUGCAUGGAGCCAGUGCCCGGCGCGGGCCUUCCGUGUCUAGUGUGGCGACUCUUUCCCUCUCUCAUUGUCGUGUUGCGUAGGGGCAUGGGUACGUUUGGGUACGUUUCCCCUACUAACGCUGAACAGGUCUGCAUCAUGCGCUGGCGGGGUGUUAAGAAAACUGGCGGCGAGCUGGCUGCUUGGGGUUGGCCACACGCUUGCACCCCGUGGGCCGCAGGGUGCGCAAACCGCACGUUGGCCAUGCUGCCUUUUAACGGGUUUGGGGUUUGGUGCGUGUGUUUUGGACAGGAUGCGGCCCACACCAUGCGCCGUGCGAGCCUAGGUUCCUUGCCUUCGCUCCUCUCUGGUCCGUGGGGGUGGGGACUUGUUGCCGUGUUCACCUCCAACAAUGCUAGAGCUGAAAACAGCGUCGGUAUCUCUAUGAAGGGCACGGACUUCCUAAGAAGAGGGCAUCUAAGUGCAACCACGCCUCCGUACUCCCCUUGUCGCAUGCGGUAAUGAUGCACACGAUGCAGCUGCCAAUCCGCUUCGUGAUGAGCUGGCGGGUGCGCUCUACGGGUACGGGUUGUUUAAAGCAGUGCGGGUGGAAAGUGGUAGUUGGAGAGUAUCAAGAGGCACUACUGGACUGUACGG